CCCAGCAAUGCAUCAAGCAUCUCCGACAAUCUCUUCCUUUUAAAGAUGAAGACAUCAGGUAUCGCACUGUACGUUGUUCUCGUACUAGCUGUAGCCGAGCCACUUUUUUUCGCAGCAGAAGGAUGUGUUAUUAGUGAACUGCAACCUUGCGCAUCUGCCAUCGUGUCCGGUACUCCACCUUCUGUAGAGUGCUGCACUAAUUUAAAGCAACAGCAGCCUUGCUUUUGCCAGUACCUCAAAGACCCAAGCUUAGGAGGGUAUGUUAAAUCUCCCAACGCCAAGAAGGUUGCUCGUGCUUGUGGAGUGUCCAUUCCCACUAAUUGUUAACUAUCUAUGCUUAUGCCAAGAGAGUACU
Messenger RNA from Olea europaea var. sylvestris, 355 nucleotides. Its product is annotated as non-specific lipid-transfer protein 2P-like. The coding region runs from base 46 to 327 and encodes 93 amino acids. The transcript has a single exon. Gene Ontology annotation, biological process: lipid transport. Lineage: Eukaryota; Viridiplantae; Streptophyta; Magnoliopsida; Lamiales; Oleaceae. The record is from RefSeq and is a predicted model, not a curated record.